CAUUACCGAAAUGCGAUGUUUUUUCGGAACUCUGACAGUUAAUGGUUCAGUCCUUCGAGCUAGACGUGUGCGUGUAACACAAAAGCUAUAUUAAUUGUGUAAAAAGCAAAAUUUAACUGGUGUUACGAUGUCUCGUUUCUUCGCCGGUGGUUCGGACUCUGAUUCCGACAGCUCUUCUGAUAGCGAGCCAGUAAUUCGUCAGCAAGUGGCUCAGUUCACGUUCAGUGAUGAGGAGGAGGACGUCAAGCGCGUCGUAAGAUCGAAGAAGGAGAAGCGCUAUGAAGACCUCUCCAAUAUCAUCAAGAGUAUCCGGAACCAUAAGAAGAUCAAGGAUAUGUCGAGUGUAUUGACGAGCUUUGAGGAAUUUAUGCGAGCGUAUACGAAGGCGUUGCCGGUAGUUAUGAAGGAAGAGAAUGGCGUAACGCCUCGUAUUGUCGUUCGUGCGCUUGCUGAGCUGGAGGACUUUGUUAAUGAGAGCUGGGACGACAAGGAGAGUCGGAAAAAUCUCUCGAAGAAUAAUAACAAAGCGCUAGGAACUCUGCGACAAAAAUUCAGGAAGUACAUCAAAGAUUUCGAAUCGGAUAUGAAGCGUUUCCGCGCCGCUCCAGAAGAUUUUGCCGAAGAGGAAGAGGAUGAUGAACGCGAAGACGAAAAGGGGUCCGAUGAGGAAGAGGAGAAGGUUGUGGUACAAGUCGAACCGAAAGCGGUAUCCUUCAAAAAGGAACCAGAGAAGGCCAAACCUGUUAAGCCUGUGGCGGAUUCCGAUUCGUCGGACUGGGGCAGCGAUUCCGACUCGGACAGCACCUCUUCCGACGAGGAUGCUAAAUACACCAGCAUUCGCGACCGGUUCUUGAAGAAGCCAGAGAAGGGUACGGAAGAAAUUGCUUCAGCACCUUCCGGUGUAUCUGGUGACGAUGCGUUUAAGAAAGAGAAGAAGAAGAAAACGGGCGAAGCUUUGAGCAAGAAGAAGAAACCCAAGCAAGAUGAAAUGUUUGACGAGAACGAGGAGGAGGAAGAAGGCUGGAAGGUGGUCAACGGAACAAGGUCCGGUGCUUCCGAGCAGCCGAAAAUGUUCGCCAAGGAUGCAGAAAUCGACACGAAGCUGGUCGUAAACAAGCUGAACGAAGUGAUGGCUGCCCGAGGUAAAAAACGUACAGAUCGAAAAAUGCAGAUUGAGUUUCUUCGUGAGUUGCGUACAGUGGCCGAGACCAACAAUCUUGGCCCGGCGGUGGCGGUGAAAAUUCGUUUCAACAUUGUUUCUGCCAUAUUCGACUACAAUCCAAAAGUAUCUGGAGCGAUGAAACUGGAACACUGGAGUAAACUAUUGGAAGAAAUUCAAGAACUGCUGAAACUGCUUCUGGCUCACGAGGAUGUGCAUCUAUCCGAGUCGAUCUUGGAUGAAUACGAAGAGUACGAUACUGCACCGUUCAAGAUACGCGGCUGCAUGCUGACUGCAGUGGAACGGUUGGAUGACGAGUUCACAAAACUGUUGAAAGAAUGCGAUCCGCACAGCAAUGAGUACGUUGACCGGCUGAAGGACGAGGUCCCAGUCACGAACAUAAUAGAACAAGUUGUCACUUACGUUGAGCGACUCGGUAAUGAAAUGGAAAUCUGCCGCAUCUAUCUACGCAAGAUUGAUCAUCUGUACUACAAAUUCGACCCGGACGUGUUGAAAAAACGAAAGGGUCAACUGCCAGCCAACACCAUAACGUCGGUUGAAGAGAUGGAUAAGCUUUGUCGUUACAUCUAUGCCAAGGAUCAAACGGAUCGGUUACGCACACGUGCAAUCCUAUCGCACAUAUUCCAUCAUGCAUUGCAUGAUAACUGGUUCCAGGCGCGUGAUUUAGUGCUGAUGUCGCACCUGCAGGAAACAAUCCAUCAUUCCGAUCCCGCAACCCAGAUUCUGUACAAUCGUAUGAUGGCCAAUUUAGGCUUGUGUGCCUUCCGCCACGGCAAUAUCAAGGAUGCUCACCUGUGUCUGGUAGAUUUGAUGAUGACGGGUAAGCCGAAAGAAUUACUCGCUCAAGGACUAGUACCGCAACGUCAACACGAACGCUCGCUUGAACAAGAGAAAAUCGAGAAGCAACGUCAAAUGCCGUUCCACAUGCACAUUAAUCUGGAGCUGCUCGAGUGUGUCUAUCUGGUGUCUGCUAUGCUGCUCGAGAUUCCAUACAUGGCGGCUCAUGAGUUCGAUGCGCGUCGUCGAAUGAUCAGUAAGACAUUCUACCAGCAAUUGAGAUCAUCCGAGCGACAGUCUCUGGUUGGACCACCGGAGUCGAUGCGCGAGCAUGUGGUUGCUGCUGCAAAGGCAAUGCGGCACGGCGAUUGGAAUGCUUGUGCCAACUUCAUUGUCAACAAAAAGAUGAAUGUUAAAGUGUGGGAUCUUUUCUACGAAGCUAAUCGCGUGCGUGAAAUGAUGAUUAAAUUCAUUAAAGAAGAAUCGCUCCGCACAUAUUUGUUUACAUACUCGAAUGUCUUUGCAUCGAUUAGCGUACCACACUUGGCCGACAUGUUCAAGCUACCGAAAAGCAAGGUCCACUCGUUAAUCAGCAAAAUGAUAAUCAAUGAAGAACUAAUGGCAUCACUGGAUGAUCCUACCGAAACGAUCGUCAUGCAUCGUUCUGAACCGUCUCGUCUACAAGCCCUUUCGAUGCAGCUGGCCGACAAAGUGACCAAUCUGGUGGACGCAAACGAACGAAUCUUCGAAAUGAAGCAAGGAAACUUCUUCCAGCGUGGCGGUAACCAAGGGUACAAUCGUGAUCGCCAGAAUUAUCGCAAUCAGAAUCAAAAUCAAAACUGGAACAACAAUCGUCGCCAGGACAACCGCAAUCGUGGUAACCGCGGCAAUCAGAACCGUGGAGAGGGACGGGAACAACGUGAACACCACCGCGAUCACCAUCGCGACCAGCGCGAACACCGGGAGCAUCAGAAUCGAGAAUUUAGAGAACAGCGCGAGCAGAUGCGCAACGUUGAAUACCAAAACAAGGCUGAGUAAUUGUUUGGAUUAUUGCGUUGCAACGCACCGGGAGAGCAGAUUCGUUCAGAUCACUGAUAGCGGCAGAUUCAUCUACCAGUAUCUUUGCCACAGCGAGGUAAACGCGAUACAUUUUUUAAAAUCAGGUUUGUAAACUUUCACCUAAAAGUGCACAGAAUUGAUAGAAAUACGGAGGAUUUUACCAUCGUUCUUCCGCUUUUUAGAUAUUCUAGGUACUAGAAGGGUAGUAUUCUAUCGACUAAAUAUUACGCAAAAAAUGUUCAUUAAAGUAAAGCUCCUCAGAAAAUCCGUUAAAUUUAUACUAUUACCAACAGUACUACAAAUAAAAAGCCGAUACAUAAUUGCCAUUCAUUUGGAACAUCAAGCAGAGCAUCGAAAACCUGCAGGGUAUUACGAAUGCUUGGCAUGUUGUAUUGAACAUCGGAGCAAAAAAACGUUGAAGUGUAUCAUGUUUUGGAAAGAACACAAUUGUUGAGCAACAGUAGGUAUGGAGGGGGCCAUUACAGGUUCAAAACAACAUAACAUUUCUAAUUAAAGGAUACAUACAACAAACACUAUCUAGCUCUAUUAACUUUUUCUGGGUUGUAAUAAAAUACAUAUGUUUGAAAAUUAUACCUGAUUAAAACAGAUGAAAAUAAUACUCAUUUACCCUUUGGUUGAAGGGUAGUGAAAGCAUGCUAGUCUACUUCUGUAUGAUAUCUUAGUAAAAAUAAUUGGUGUUAUUUUCUUUCAUGAUGUACAUUAGUGAUGAGCGGGUCGACCCAAACCUACCGGAUCGGAGCCAUCCAUAAGCGAUCCGGAGUCGUAAAGGUCGACCCGAAAGUAGGUUCAGUAGGUGCAAUGAUUCCGGUAAGUGCAAGAAAGCAUAAGCGAUUCCGAUUCGUUGGUGUAGCGAGUUCAGGUCGACUAUUGAACCUACUGUUACCCGACUCGAUGAUGAUAAUGAUAAAUUGACCAAGAUUUUCCGCAGAGCAAAAUGCGCUGGUUUUUGAAUCGGUUAAUUGGGUGUUGUUUUGUUUGAAGAUAUCCCCAAGGCUUUCUCCAAUUUCAUCGACGUCAAUGAAGGGCAUUUCACGUGAAGCGUGGGGCCAAAAUGCCAAGCGCUAUCUAUAUAUUUCUCAGGGUACCGGAUUUUUCGUUAAAUUCUCGACAAUUUGGUGUGAGGAAAAGUUUAUGUUCGCUUAUCAAUACAUUUGAAUGUUUAUUCCCAAAUUAAGAACUGUUGUGGACAGACCGCUGCCUCAUCCUGAGGGCUCACUGUUGACAGCAGGGCUGUAAUCCUGUGACGUCCUCAGUAAGGAUCGCGGCGCGAGAAGGACCAGUCGUCCUCUCCCCGCAUUGCGUGUGUUGUGUAUAUCAUUUAUUACCCGUGUUUAUUGUACCUAUACCAAAGAUAGGAAUAAAACACAUAUUCUGUUUGUGCCGUACACCACCGUCUCCAUGUCUCAUUUUUGCGGACACAACAAGAACUCUAGCGUGGAGUUUGCGUUUCGCGCGUUUUUACUCUUCAUCGGUGCGGAUAUUCUGGAAAUGUAAAAAUAGCCUAUUCAAUCGGCAUUAUUAUUAUAUUACUUUUUUUACUUUUUAAUUGAAGUCGCUUACUUUUGGCUAUGAAAAUGUAAUGCUCGUAACAUCGAAAUCGACAACAUGGAAAUUUAAAGAGCGUUUAAGAUUUGUAUAACACAUAUGAAAUUAUAUUAGUAUCAUUAAGGCUUAUGUAACUAUUUCACACCGGACUACAAGUACAAAAUACAAAUACAAACAAACAAAUAUUAUCAAUAAAAAAAAUGAUCAAAGGCAAAUUAAGAGAAUUGUUUUAUACGAGUGAUAUAUUUUCGAUUGUAGCACGUUCAUCCAUUGUGCUCGAUAAUAAAAUUUUACUAUCCUCCUGGCUGUUCGGACUGCUUGGUACUUAAUUAAGUCUUGAUCAUAAGACUGUGUAGGACGGGGCAUGAUCGCUUAGUUAGUUACGCCAAAUAGAAGAACAUAAGGAGAGGUUUAGUGUACUGUGACUACAAUACAGAUAAAGUAUUACAUCAAGGAAAUUAAUCACAAUUAAAGUAGACAAUACAAUAAUAGCUUUUUAUUAUUAUUUAUUGCGUUGCUUAUUUGUUAUCAUGCUAUGUGAUGCUAGAUUAGCGCUUUGCUAAUAAUUCUAUAUGAAGUUACUUUCAGCGCGGUCUCCUAAGACGUCUCCGUUCCGUUGCGAUGUGGAAUUGUUGUUUAGUAUCGUGAUGGACCCUACGUGUUGCGUUUUUGUUGGCUUGCUGUUGUCUUUUUAUUAAGAUAGGAAACAUAUCAGCUAUUCAAAUUAGCUUACACUUAAGAAUGUCGAAAAAUAGUUAGUGUCUAACUGUCUAACUCAAUAACAGUUUAUGCAUUUAUGCAGCAACUAAUAUUAUAAUAGGUAAAGUUUCCUAUUUGCAAUAUCAGAUCACUGCCAUCAUUAACUUCAUUUGAGCCGCGUAGCAUAAUGUAAAUUACAGUAUAACCUCACUAGUUGGGACUUUUUUAGUUGGAUUGUUCACUAGCUGGCACCUCAAUAGUGGAAUUGUCAUCCAACCAACGAGGUAGCUUUGACAGAAAGAAAACUCGGAACGGUAGUCAUGGUCAGCUUUUAAUCAAAGCCAUUGCGAUGAAUUUGCGUUUGGUUCAAACAAGUUUGGAGGACAAAAUUUUUCAGUUUCGUAUUCAUUCAUCACAUUGGCGGUCUGCCAAACAACUCAACCAUCGAGUUGCACAUCCACUAGUUGGUACGCAAUCUUUAUCCCUCCCAGUGAGGUCAUAUUGUAUAUUGUCUUCAACACAAACAUACAGCUACGAUGUUUAACAUUAUAGAUGUUAUAAUGUAAUAAAGCGACAAUGCUAGCAGAUCCAAACGAGAUCAUGAAUAGAAGAAUCCCAGUCGCACCACAUUUACCAUACCAGAUUCUAAUUCCGCCAACUAAGCUUACCGACUUAGCAUCAUUGUAACGAGACAAUCUACUACUUGGCUUUGCUGUACUUGCUGUUUCUCGUGUUUGUUUUAAUGCACUAAAAUCGUUUCCCUUCAUCUCAACCCAUGUUGUUGUUCCCUUUUGCUUCUUACAGUCCUACAUUGCUGGUGUCUGUUCGUGAUCUUAACGUAUUAUUUGCUCGAUUAGAACCGUUCCUUAUACCGUUUAGCGAACCGUUGUUUUCUGUUUUGUUUCUUUAUGCUUUAAUUAUUGUCAAUUUGGAGUGCAUCAUUUGCUGGUGCUGCUUGAGCAAUAAUUCACUUCGCUAGAUCCGUUAUAGGCCAAAUUAAAAAAAAAAAACUCCUGCACAAUUGCAAAGGCGCCCUCCUUUUUGCUGACUGACCAUACAAACGAUGGCUUACUGGUUAGUUGUGUUUUUACCAUUGUUUUAGCGUUCCUACCAUGCUUCGGCAUUUGCAUUGUAUUUAUAUGUAUAUUUUACGGCUGUAUAUGUAUAUGUGUAUAUAUAUAUUCAUUUACGGUUUUGUAUAUAGAUAUUUAUGUAUAUUUUGUAUAAUUGUUUGUAUACGGUUAUAUCAUGUUCAUACCGCCUAUGGAUUGUAAGGUGGCUCAAUAUAUCGUGUUUGUUCAUAGCUUCAUUACAUUCUUCCUUAUACUCAUUUACGGAUGGUCCACAUAUUAUUUAAUUUUCCCUCAUCCGUCCCUUGCCAGCAAGCGGAGAGAAGACUGUCGAUUCACAUGAUCUUCCUUCCUCCGUCCCGUAUUUCUUCUGGUACAUAUACUUUCUAUGGUAUUACUACGUAAAUCGUAAUUAUGUUUCAUUACACGGAGCACUCUUCGUCAGCAUCUUAACCUGACUGUUGAGCAAACGAUGUUUUUCCUUGAAGCGUCAGUAUCAUCUGUAUGUAUCAUCUGACGCGUGAUCGGACCGGUUUGAGCAUUUGACCACUCAUAUUCAACCUAACUGUGUAACUAGAUCGUAUG
Molecule: messenger RNA, 6936 nt
Organism: Anopheles coluzzii
Lineage: Eukaryota; Metazoa; Arthropoda; Insecta; Diptera; Culicidae
Gene: eIF3c
Product: eukaryotic translation initiation factor 3 subunit C
Exons: 3
Coding region: 128-2995 (955 amino acids)
Biological process (GO): translational initiation
Cellular component (GO): eukaryotic translation initiation factor 3 complex
Molecular function (GO): translation initiation factor activity; translation initiation factor binding; RNA binding
Source: RefSeq, a predicted model, not a curated record